AUGGCCAACCCGUUGACCGAAAAGGAUUCCAACAGCUCUCUGAAGAGCGUCCAUGUAGCCCGUCAUAAAGCAUCCUCUAUUGAGUCGGAGCCCGCACAGUCGGAGCUACCAGAUAAUUUCGGAGAGGUUGUGAAGGGGGUAUACCGAUCUGCCUUUCCGCAUCCUUGGAAUCUUCAUGCACUGAAGAAGCUGGGUCUGAAGAACAUAAUUACCCUGGUUGAUGAAGCCUACACCUCCAGCCAUGUGGUCUUCUUGAAAGAGAAUGGGAUUGCACACCAUCGCAUCUUAGUACAAGCGAACAAAGACCCUGAUGUCAAGAUACCAGAUACUGUUAUGUGUCGAAUCCUAGAGCUUUUGCUCGAUAAGAGCAACCAUCCCAUCCUCAUCCAUUGCAAUAAGGGGAAGCAUCGUACUGGAUGUGUGGUUGGUUGUUUCCGCAAGCUUCAGGGCUGGGAAUCGCGCGAUAUCAUCGACGAAUACUUCCACCAUUCUUAUCCAAAGUCUAGGCUGCUUGAUGAGAAAUUCAUCAAUGAGUUCGACGCCUCUCAACUUUCUCAAUCUGCUCAGGCUUCCGGUGUCAAGGCGUGGAAGCCGUCAGGGCACUUCAAGUUGCCAUCAGAAGAAAACGAUAAGGCUUCUCCGACACGCCUCCUCCCUCCCGUUCUCUGA
Molecule: messenger RNA, 669 nt
Organism: Aspergillus sclerotioniger CBS 115572
Lineage: Eukaryota; Fungi; Ascomycota; Eurotiomycetes; Eurotiales; Aspergillaceae
Gene: yphA
Product: tyrosine phosphatase family protein
Exons: 4
Coding region: 1-669 (222 amino acids)
Biological process (GO): protein dephosphorylation
Cellular component (GO): cytoplasm
Molecular function (GO): phosphatase activity; inositol diphosphate tetrakisphosphate diphosphatase activity
Source: RefSeq, a predicted model, not a curated record